GAUGACAACCCCAGCUCAGUUUCAUUUUUACCACUUGGGUGUGAUUCAGAUUUUAAAUACAGGUGCAUUCUGGUUAUUUGGCAGCAAGUCAGUAGCAGAGGGAACUGGUUACUAUAUUCCACAUUUUUCUUUUGUUGUCUUAAUCCCUGAAGUGUGAGAUCCUCAAGUAAAAUGUGUAACAUGCUUGUUUUUGAGCUGCUAAGUCAAACACAUAUAAUACAUAAUGCUACAUGGCUAAAGAGAGGCCUUGGUUGUGUUGUUAAACAUGGUACUUGAGACCAUAAGAAAUUUAAAUAUAGAAAUGAGAGGAAGCCAUUCAUCCCAUCAAGCUUGCUUGGGGAGAACUCAACUAAUAGCUUAAAAUUGUUAAAAUCUUAUCUAGUUCAGAUUUAAAGGGACCCAGGGUUUUAGCUUGCACUACACUAACAGGAAAACUAUUCCAUACUCUAACUACACACUGUUUAAAGAAGUGCUUUCUCUAAUCCAGUUUAAAGUACUGUAGAAAUGGACAGUAACAGGUGUCAACUUAAACAGACCAAGUAACCAUGCACAAAAGUGUAGUUACUACUUGUAUAGUGAUGCACACAGAGGUGACCUCAGCCUGUUCUUUUCAUCUAGCUCUAUAUGCUGUAAAAGUGACACCCUCCAAAAGCCCUGUGCGUGCUGGAGACAACAUCACAUUGAUUCUGUCUCCUUCAACAAGUAUGAAAAAUGGAUUCUACACUCUCAAUGGUUUUGGGAUUUUGAUGUGGUCUGAGAAAAAACAACAAACAGCCGGUGCGUUUACUGGCCGGGCCUCCAUCAACACCAGCAGUGGGAUCCUGUCUCUCUUCUCCAUGACCGUUGCUGAUUCAGGAUUGUAUGUCAUACAGAGUUUCCCUCCUAUUGGCUUUUCAGCUAAUACCACAUUAACAGUCUUGGAACCAAUAUCGAUUGUGACAAUAAGAGUUAAUUCCACUGAUCAAGUGGAGUUCAAUGACUCUGUCAGUCUGACAUGUUCCACCUCCGGCUCCUCUCCUUCUUAUCAUUGGCUCAACGGCAGCUCUGACAUCAUAGUCGGUGAACGAGUUCAUCUGAGUUCUGACAAUCAAACUCUCACCAUAUCCAGCAUUCUAACUUCUGACAGGGGGCCCUUCUAUUGCUUUGUGACCAACGCAAUUAGUAAUGGCACAAGUUCUCCUUUAUAUCUUAAUAUUAGCUAUGGUCCAGAAAACCUUAUCUUAAAAAUCAACGGGUCAGAUAAGGAGCUCUUCUACAUAGGAUCGAACCUUACCCUGUCCUGCUCAGCUCAGUCCAGCCCUCCUGCACUAUUUCAAUGGGAUUUUCACAUGGCUACAUUCAUAAAUGGACCAGAACUCAGGCUGGACAAUGUACAGGAGAGGCAGAGUGGAAAUUACACUUGUCUGGCUCAUAAUGCCAGAACUCUGCGAUACAUCAGCAAGACCGUUCCAAUAAUUAUAACAGUGGGCAAUACCCCGUGGCCACCAUCAACGUCUUUGGGCCAUUAAUAAAAGCUUCAGCCCCAAAGGCUUGAGAGAACACUGAUAGCUCCUAAGGCACUGUACUGCCCACAGGUAUAGAGUUUAUGCAACAUAACACAUGCUAUUCACGAUACUGGACAAAAAUAAAAACAGCCUUCAUUUGUUCACACUUGGUCACAGGAUACAUUUUCAGAUAGGGUUUGGAGUCACAUGGUUCUGUGUACUACAGCAUUGAGAGCUUAUCCUCAGCCUUCAUCUAGUCAUUUAAAUUAGUAAAAAGUUAACCUUUGAGGCCGAAAGGAGAGCCUUGCUCAGUCUAGUGGUUCCAUCUUGUUUCCUCAGGGCCACGUGCAUCAGCGUCAGAGCAUGAGGGACUCAGCACUGGGCUUCUCCUCAGCCUGCUUAUCGCUUCAGUGACUCUGUGACCUCCUUCGUGACAGCGACUCUCACCCAAUGGUGGCCUUAUAUGUGUGCAGAUAUUGUAACGUACCAAGCUUAUAUUAGAGGCCUAUAUUUACACAACACCAACUUUACAUGUAUAUAACACCAACUUUACUUUGCAUAUGUAUUUUAAACACACUUCAACUAUUUAGGCUUUAAAUGCAAAUCCAAAUAUUUUGUACCAAUGUUUAUCCUAUGUAAGUACACAUGAACACAAAUACAGUAUUCCAAAUGAUAGCAUGACUGAGCAUAUUUUUCCAAUCCUGAUUUAAUGCAUGUUUUCCUAACAAAUUUACAAAUCUUACUGUUUUUAACAGAUGUUAAUAAUAUUUUUAAAACAAUCAUCUCUUUGUUUAAUCUUGUUCCACUGUAAACUGUACUGCCAAAUUUGUCAUUAAAAUUAUCAUUUGAUAAAUUUUGAUAGAUCCUUCUAUUGUUAAAAAACAAAAUGUAACAAUGUAUUCAAACUGAUGUAAGUGAAGAUUCUUGACAAUAAACAAUAUGAUCUUUUAAUAUGCAUCCUUUUCAUCGCCCCCACCCCCAAACAAACUGGGUAGCCCAGACUCAGUGCUUCACAAAACUGACAUAACCUUAGCUCUGCUAGGGUAACAUUGUCCAAAUACAAUGCAAAUUUUCCAAGUACAACAUAUAAACUGAGAUCUUCCUCAUUCUGCAGGGUGUGUACUACCACUUACUAUAUACACUUCCAUUACAUGUCAAGGUACUAAACAGCAAAAGAGUUAUUUUUUAGGCAUAACAUAUGUCCAUCCAUCCAUCCAUCCAUCAUCCUCCGCUUAUCCAAGGUCAGGUCACGGGGGCAGUAGUCUCAGUAGGGAAACCCAGACUUCCCUCUCUACGGCCACUCCAUCCAGCUCCUCCGGGGGAAUCCCUAGGCGUUCCCAGGCCAGCCGAGAGACAUAGUCCCUCCAGCGUGUCCUGGGACUUCCCUGGGGCCUCCUCCCAGUGGGACAUACCCAGAACACCUCACCAGGGAGGCGUCCAGGAGGCAUCCUAAGCAGAUGCCCGAGCCACCUCAUCUGGCUCCUCUCAAUGUGGAGGAGCAGUGGCUCUACUCUGAGUCUCUCCCAAAUGACCAAACUCCUCACCCUAUCUCUAAGGGAGAGUCCAGCAACUCUGCGGAGAAAACUCAUUUUGGCCGCUUGCACUCGCGAUCUUGUUCUUUCGGUCACUACCCAUAGCUCAUGACCAUAGGUGAGGGUAGGAACGUAGAUCAACUGGUAAAUUGAGAGUUUUACCUCGAGGAGGAGAAGGACCCCCUUCUCGACCUGGAGAGAGCAUCCUACCCUGAGGACUAUGGUCUCCGAUUUGGAGGUGCUGAUUCUCAUCCCAGCCGAUUCACACUCAGCUGCGAACUGUCCCAUUGAGAGCUGAAGGUCACGGUCUGAUGGAACAGAACCAUAUCAUCUGUAAAAAGCAGAGACCUAAUCCUGAGGUCACCAAACGGGACACCCUUAACGCCCUCGCUGCGCCUAGAAAUUUAUCCAUAAAAGCUAAGAACAGAAUCGGUCACAAAGGGCAGCCCUGAUGGAAUCAAAUGCUCAUCGGAAAUGAGUCCAACUUAUUGCUGCCAAUGCGGACCAAGCUCUGACACCGGUCAUACAGGGACCAAACACCCCUUAUAAGGAAGCCCGGCACCCCAUA
Messenger RNA from Brienomyrus brachyistius, 3584 nucleotides. Its product is annotated as carcinoembryonic antigen-related cell adhesion molecule 1-like. NCBI's taxonomy places the organism in Eukaryota, Metazoa, Chordata, Actinopteri, Osteoglossiformes, Mormyridae. The transcript is spliced from 4 exons. The coding region runs from base 546 to 1508 and encodes 320 amino acids. The record is from RefSeq and is a predicted model, not a curated record.